AUGCUGUCCAACGUGAUCACUGCCCAAAAAGCCCCCCACAUCGACAUAGUCGAGGCACCCCUUCCAGCCAUCCGAGCAUCGUCCCGGGUAGCAUUCAUACCCCACGCAGAGACCUGCCGAAACCAAGAAGCCCUCGUUGUCCGUAUUGCAGAGAUCAUCGCCUCAUAUCGCAUCUGCGGGCCCGACGACCGCUACGAGGAUGUAUACAAGCCCCGACUCCUCGAGACCCUGCAGUAUUUCGUCUCGAACAACAAGGAGAUCAACCUGGUGGUCCUCGCAUACCCGUUCAAAAGUCCAAACCGUGAAGAUAAAGUCCUGGGACCGGACCCAGACGUUGGCGAGCGCCUGUCCCUCGAACAUUUGAACUCGCUCGGUGCAAGAAUUACCCAGAUCUACCCAGGAGGCGCUCAAAUCACUAUAGUCAGCGAUGGCUGCUGCUACAAUGAUCUGCUUGGUGUGUCCGAUGAGGUAACAUACCGACCCAUUCGAUCUUCUCAUGGUGCACCCUGCGUGCCCGUCAGCGAGGAGGAAUACGUUUCUCGCAUCGAUGAUCUCAAGGAACGCCUGUUCAGAGGUUGCUCCGGCGAGAAACCCCAAACACUGGAUCACAAUGCCACCCUCACGUAUCGCGGAUACAUCAGGUUCCUGAUGUCUGAUCUGGCAACCUUCUACCAGAAGAAGAAGGUGAGUAAGAGUGCCAUCAAGAAACACUCUGCCGUCGUUGCCCGUGUCAUGAUCGAGCGCGGCCAGGUCUUCUCGGCUCUUGUGGCGGCCGCCUCGCCGCCCCACGUCCGCCUCUCCAUCCACGCGGGUGACAACACGAACAAGCUGUCUGUGGCACUGCUUCCCCAGAAGCGGUUUAGUAACUUCCCUGUUACGCCGUGGCACAACACCCCCUGUCUUGAGGCGAAUCAGGUGUCCGUGAGUCUUGGACGUAAGCCCACAGGUGCCACCGACGGAGCCAUCUCCUAUCGAAUCUGCCACGACGACCUAGGACUGCAGUUUCUGUGCGCAGAUGUCUCGAUGUACGGCGUGAUUGAAAGCGAGCUCCAGACCGAACUCCACCCGCUAUACCCCUUCGGACUGAAGGUUCGUGUCCCGCAGGACCUGCCGAUGACACGAAUGCGGUUGGACCGGGUCGCGGAGCUGGCUCAGGUGCAUUCCCCGAUUUUGUUCGAGGGCCUGGACCCCAUGCAGUAUACCGCCGAGACCGGCAAGGAGUUCCUUCGUGUCGCUGGUCGCGGACUGUCGCUAAGCCUCCUGCAUGAAGGUGUUGCUGCGAGUUCGGCGGCCACGUCUUACUUCGUGCAGAUUCCUGCUGCACGGGAGGAUGGUGAUGCGCUCGUUCCAUUUGUUGAGGCGGCUGCAGCGUUGGAUGAUGUUCGUCUUCGUGUUUUGCAUCGCUGGUAG
Messenger RNA from Penicillium hordei, 1410 nucleotides. Its product is annotated as isocyanide synthase family protein. Lineage: Eukaryota; Fungi; Ascomycota; Eurotiomycetes; Eurotiales; Aspergillaceae. Bases 1 to 1410 code for a protein of 469 amino acids. The record is from RefSeq and is a predicted model, not a curated record. The transcript is spliced from 2 exons.